Molecule: messenger RNA, 625 nt
Organism: Drosophila nasuta
Lineage: Eukaryota; Metazoa; Arthropoda; Insecta; Diptera; Drosophilidae
Product: NTF2-related export protein-like
Exons: 3
Coding region: 116-520 (134 amino acids)
Biological process (GO): nucleocytoplasmic transport
Source: RefSeq, a predicted model, not a curated record
ACAUAAAAAGCAACACUUUCAGUGUGACCAGCAGAACAUUGUUACCUUGAUAUUGGCAUAAUUUGAAAUUGAAAUAGUGGUCACACUUCACUGCGGCAUUUCCAACAACAGAAAUAUGAACAGCGAACUGCGUACCAAAGUAGAAGCGGCGUGUCGCACAGCCGAAGACUUCACACGUCUGUACUAUGCCUCCCUGGACAAUCGGCGACAUCAAAUGGGACGACUGUACAUCGAUAGCGCGACGUUCAGUUGGAAUGGCAAUGGCGCCACUGGACGUGAAACAAUUGAACGCUACUUUGAAGAGUUGCCCUCAUCGCGCCAUCAACUGACCACGCUGGAUGCGCAACCGAUUUUGGAUGCUGCCGUGGGCAAUCAGACCACAUACAUUAUCCUAGCCAGCGGCACAGUGAAAUAUUCGGAUCAGGCUGCGCGCAAUUUUCAGCAAUCGUUUGUGAUAACGGCCGAGAAUGAUAAAUGGAAAAUUGCCUCUGAUUGCUAUCGCCUGCAGGAGCCGUUAUAAAGCGCUUACAAAUCUAGCUUAAAAUUAGUUUUAAUUAGAUUUAAACGCAUUAAGCUUAAGAGAGCGAGAGAGAGAGAAAAAACUAGAAAUAAAUGUUUUUCGACU